This is a messenger RNA of Filobasidium floriforme, 1206 nucleotides long. RefSeq names its product N-acyl-phosphatidylethanolamine-hydrolyzing phospholipase D. The record is from RefSeq and is a predicted model, not a curated record. Gene Ontology annotation, biological process: N-acylphosphatidylethanolamine metabolic process; N-acylethanolamine metabolic process. Lineage: Eukaryota; Fungi; Basidiomycota; Tremellomycetes; Filobasidiales; Filobasidiaceae. Gene Ontology annotation, cellular component: membrane-bounded organelle; cytoplasm. Bases 1 to 1206 code for a protein of 401 amino acids. The transcript is spliced from 9 exons. Gene Ontology annotation, molecular function: zinc ion binding; N-acylphosphatidylethanolamine-specific phospholipase D activity.
AUGUCCCAAAUGGUUACCGUUACCAAAGAGAACGAUGGGAGUUUGGACAGUGGUCGCAAGAGCAGGCCGAGCCAUUGGGCCAAUGAUCAAGGGACCAAGUUUGCCAAUCCUUGGCCGAGUUUCCGAGAUGUCGGGUUGUCCGAUGUCGCUAGCAUGAUCUACCAAGUCCAGGCCAAAGCGCCGUCAAGUGCAGAACUCGUUGCCUCGGCCAAACAACAUAUCCCCAUCAUGACUCCUACAUUCGGAGCUGAUUUGAAAUCGGAGGAUGACUGCCACGUCAAGGUCACCUUUCUCGGUCACGCAUGUUUCUUGCUAGAAUAUCCCUCGGAAGAGCCUGGGAAGCGAGGCGUCAGGGUCCUACUCGACCCCGUGUUCUCGGAACGGUGCAGCCCGAGCAAGUGGGUCGGACCUCUACGUUACACCAAAGCGCCUUGCAAGGUGCAAGAACUGCCAGAGAUCGAUGCUGUAGUUAUCAGCCAUAAUCACUAUGAUCAUCUGGACGUCGCAACACUAGCAGAUUUGCUCGAAAACAACAAACAAGCACUUCACCUAUUUUUGCCCCUGAACACCAAGCGAAGCCUAUCUGCAACUCUCCAGCAAGCUUACAAGAUCCACGAACUAGAUUGGUGGGAUUCUCGCCGGAUGGAUGUGGAUGGCAUCGGUUCGAUCAAGGUCACCUGUACUCCGGCACAACACUUUAGCGGAAGGGGAUUGUUUGAUAGGAACGCGUCGCUAUGGGCGAGUUGGGCUAUAGAAGGGUUACAUCGGGGUACGGGCGAAAGUCGGAUGAAGUGCUAUUUCGGCGGCGAUACAGGCUACUGCGCCGUUGAAGAUGAUAAGAGCCACGAUCUAGACGAGUCACGGCCUUACUGUCCAGCAUUCAAGGAGAUUGGGGACAGGUUCAACGGCUUCGACGUGGCAAUCAUCCCCAUUGGCGCCUAUGAUCCGCGUGCGUUCAUGUCCCCAGUACACUGCGCUCCGAUCGAUUCGGUCCGGGUCUUCCAGGAUAUCAAAGCUAAGAAGGCGAUUGGCGCGCAUUGGGGUGCAUGGCGUUUAACUAGCGAACCCGUUGACGAACCACCAAAGCGUUUGGCUGAAGCACUGAAACUCUUGAACAUCCCUGCAGACGCAUUUGGAGUGAUGGCUAUCGGUGAAACGCGGCUCUACGAACGGCAAGAUGAGAUUGAUGCAAAGUCUCGGCAGUAG